Carassius carassius (crucian carp) is the source of this 760-nucleotide messenger RNA. RefSeq names its product centrosomal protein of 112 kDa-like. The record is from RefSeq and is a predicted model, not a curated record. NCBI's taxonomy places the organism in Eukaryota, Metazoa, Chordata, Actinopteri, Cypriniformes, Cyprinidae. The transcript is spliced from 2 exons. Bases 456 to 749 code for a protein of 97 amino acids.
GUCUUUAAUACAGCGUAUGAUUACAACAGUGGCGAUAAAACAUUUUAUAUUUAUUUAUUUAUUUUUUGCCCAGAGAUGUGCCACUUGCCUUGACAUCAUGUAUUUUUGAUUUGUUUAGCUUUUUUUAAAGAGAACCGAAAAAGAGGAUAGCUUGUCAAAAUUAGCGCAAAAGUGAGACAACAGCAAAACCAAGUGAUGAAAAACUUGCGAAGGCUUCUUAUGUUGUUAGGCAAGCGUGAACUUUUUUCUUCGCCGAGCCAUGCACAAGUUGUCAUGACGACAGGGAUGUUCCGCUGAUGAAGUCUUACUCGUUGUCCAAUCAGAUUGUGGAACUGAAACUGCAGCAUGAACAGGAGCAGACGCACCUACUCCAGACACACAAUGCUGAGAAGGACAGCCUGGUCCAGGACCACUAGUGGGAAAUCAAUAGUUUGGACAAACAGGCGAGGGCCACCAUGGUCCAGCACCAAACGCAAACCCAGGAGUGGAGGAGGCGCAAUGCUCAGACCAUCUCUGAUCUGGAGGACCAGGUGCAUUCUCUGAGGAAGGAGCUGUGGGCAGCCCACAGUCAGAGGAAACAGCAGCCGACAGAGUUGUGUGUGCUGCGGGAGGAGGAGCGACAGCCGGCCUCUCAGGACCAGCAAGCAGCUCUGGAUCGGCUGCGGGCCGAGAUGGAUCAGGUGUGGCAGGACCUGGAAAGAACCCACAAGGUGGAAAGUGAGCUGGCCCAAGAAAAGGUUUGUGUGUAGUUCAGACAGAA